Cantharellus anzutake is the source of this 2170-nucleotide messenger RNA. RefSeq names its product mannosyltransferase putative-domain-containing protein. NCBI's taxonomy places the organism in Eukaryota, Fungi, Basidiomycota, Agaricomycetes, Cantharellales, Hydnaceae. Gene Ontology annotation, cellular component: Golgi apparatus. Gene Ontology annotation, biological process: mannan biosynthetic process. The record is from RefSeq and is a predicted model, not a curated record. Gene Ontology annotation, molecular function: alpha-1,2-mannosyltransferase activity. Bases 1 to 1887 code for a protein of 628 amino acids. The transcript is spliced from 7 exons.
AUGACAGCGAGAGCAGUAGUCGUGCUGGUCACUAUUUCAAGGCCUACUGUCAACACGUUCCAUUCUCUGCACACAUAUCUCGAGCAAUCGUUUGCCUUCGCCAGCCAGACACUCUCUGGAGGCCUAGCGAAGCGAUUGUUUUCUGCCGUACUGCUUGGGAUCAUCUGCGUUUUCGGAUUUUCUUAUGUCUUACCUGCACCCACGGAAUCACCUACAGUGGCUUCCCCAACGCGACACGUUCAUUGGCCAACAUGGCGUGAUGUCCACCCCACUCACCUUUACCCUCUCCCGCUGCAUGCCACUCUUGAACAACGUUUAGCCACAUGGCGCAAUGCGCCUGGAAUUGGAUGGGAACCGGCUGAUUUCGUCGCGUGGAAUCUUCAGACUUGUUCGGAUGUCAUCCCUAAUCAUAAUAAGGAUUUGAUCGCCAAAGCGAGCCUGAUUUGGGCAGUGAUGAACUCCACCGCCAUCUUAACGCACCGGGAGAAUAUGGCGAGCUAUAUUGAAGGAAUGAAGCGUGAGGGCGCGUUUGAUACCAGGAGCCAUGUCGUGCAUGGCGGGAGAGGGUAUGUUGGGGAAGGAAGGGGAAUGGUAUUCACCGCUGGGAACGUGGAUACAUUGAAGAGGGUGGUUUAUACUCUCAAAUUGGUUCGAAAGUACUACGACUCCCAACUACCUGCUGCUAUUUUCCAUUUUGCUUCGGAGCGGCCUGCCGAUGACGAUCCUAUCCGCAAGGAACUGGCAGAGCUGGGUGCCAAGCUCGUUCAGAUUAAUCGUAGCAAGGACGCCGGUAGGACAAAGAACUAUCACCUUAAAGCUCAAGCCAUCGUCGAAGCCGAAUGGGCAGAAGUUCUCUACCUUGACUCCGACAACUUCCCCACGCAAGCACCGGAACUCUACUUUGAACAACCUAAUUACAAACGUCUUGGGGCGAUGUUCUGGGUUGAUUACUGGAAGACCAGCGCUAGCAACCCAAUCUGGCACAUUAUUGGGGUUCAAUGCCGAGAUGAAUGGGAACAAGAAGCAGGUCAAAUCGUGAUCGAUAAACGUCGUCAUUUGGAUGCCAUGUUACUUUCGCAGUACCUGUUGCUUAAUUGGGAGUAUUGGUAUUAUUUUUCGGAUGGGGACAAAGACGUGUUUAGGUUUUCGUUCUUGGCACUUAGGAAGCGAUGGGCUUUGCCUGGGAGGUAUGUAGGUGCUGCUGGGUUGCCUAGUGGGACGGCUUCGGGGUCGUUCUGUAGUCAUACAAUGCAGCAGUAUGACAAUGCUGGUCGACCGGCUUUCGUGCAUUACAACCUUCUCAAGCAAAUUCCGUCUGGCGUUGGUCGUGGAUUCAGUUGGGGCCGUACUAAACAAGUGAUGUCCUACCCGACACCGCCCCUCCGCCCUAUCACACGGGAAGAAUUCUCUAAAGCACAGUUAAAUGCCACCGACAAAUGGUGGGAGGCAGAGUCACGUUCAUCCAGGGUACAGGAACGAUAUCGAUUGUAUCCUUAUCCUGAUGUGGGUGGACCCGAUGUCGUGAGAGGCCCCAAUGAUGUUGAGGCAGACAUGUUGGCCAAUGCGAAGGAUGAUGGGAAAGCUAUCCAGCCAGCUACUUUGGAGGUUAGGCGGAGAGCGGCUCUUGAGAGGGGUAUGAGGCCGUUCUUCCACGGUGGUGUUGUCAGUGCGCUGUGCAUUGACUUUAACUGGGAUGACCCGUAUGGAAAACCUCGUGAAGCGAACACAGUUGGUACGCCUCCAGACAAGACAGCACCAAAUGAACUUGGCAUCGAUUGGGGCGUCUCACCGCUUGAGAUCGUCCAGUGGACUUCUGAUGAUCGGUUACGGGAUUUGGAGCAGCGUGUGUAUGAUGAAGGUUUUGUUCCCAAUGCGGUUGGAUUCUAGAUUGGACUGCGCUUAGGGAAGGCGGGCACAGUUCUCAUUAGGAUGCACAUCUAACUUAUACGACAAAUCUUGACGAACUGCACACAUCACUCUCUUGCACGUUUCUUUCAUGUAGAAUCCAUUCGAACAAGUCUACCCCUCCCUCCCCCUUCCUUCCCCGCGAACAAUGCCCCCCUCGGCUCGGACCCAUCCCCCGACUUGUUUUUUUUUUUCGUUACCCAUUUGUAUUGUCCAUCUUCAUAAUUCCAUAGUUUUGUGACGUGAUACGUACAGACCAACUUUC